CCUGCCGGACCGCUCUUAGCUCCCCCCCCCAGCCCAGCACGGGAGGGGGAGGAGGCUAUAGGUGUCUGUUGCAUUGUGAUUUUGGAAAGCCAGAAGAGUUUGCCCUAGAUGAGAGAGAGGAUUAUAAAGUGGGAGCUCUCAGCCCGCAGAGCACAUGAGAGCCCACGCUGACCCUGCACCUCUUAGGACCUGGCACUGCCCCCCGGAGGAGAAGGUGUAACCAUGGGACUCUUGAACUGGUUCUAUGUUUUGGUGGUCUGCAGUAUAGCUGGUACAAGCAAGCCUUGCUUCCCAGGAUGUCGAUGUGAUGUGGAGACUUACGGCCUCUUUGACAGCUUCAGUUUGACCAAAGUUGAUUGCAGUAAUGUUGGAGCUAAUGUUGUUCCAGUUUCCAUUCCUUUAGAUACAUCUUACCUGGAUCUUUCCUCAAAUAAGCUGGAAGUGAUCAAUGAGUCUCUGUUGUCUGGACCAGGUUACACUACAUUGGUUAACCUUAAUCUUAGUUACAACCAAAUAGUGAAAAUAUCUGCUACAACGUUUUCUAAACUAAGAUACUUGGAAUCCUUGGAUUUGAGUCACAACCAUCUUGAGGUCCUACCACCUCAAAGCUUUUUUUAUUCUCGUUUAGCAGACCUUGACCUAAGUUCCAACCAUCUAGUGGAAGUUCAAAUGGGUGCUUUCACAUCGAAGAGUCAAGGAAAAGCUAUUGAUAUUGAUCUUUCAAACAAUCUUAUUGUUUCAAUUUUGAGAGGUCCUGAUGCUUCCCAACCAAACAUUUGGAGUUUAACAUUGUCUGGAAAUAAACUUAAGUCAGUGCCAGAUCUUCAGGGAAUCCCACUACGAUACCUUAAUUUAGAUCAGAACCCAAUUUUCAAGAUUGAGGAGCACAACUUUUUGGGUCUUAGAGGUUUGACCCACUUGUCUCUCAGUGACAUGCAAUAUUUACAAGAAAUUGCACCUUAUAGUUUCAAAGAGUUGCAAUUUCUUCAAAUACUCGACCUUUCGAACAAUUAUAAGCUGAAAUCUUUAAGUACGGAAGUAUUUGUUGGCUUGAGUUCUUUACAAGAGCUGAACUUGUUAAAUUCUGGAGUUGCAUCCCUACCUAAAGAUACACUCCACUAUUUACCAUCAAUGAAGAGUGUCACCUGGGGCCAGAACAUUCACUGCUUAAAGACGGUAAAGGAAAGUCAGUUCCAUCUAAAGAAUGGACAUGUUCGAAAGGAGGUCUUAGUUUGCCACAAUAAGAAUGGUGCUGUAUCAGCACAGGAUGUUUUGUAACAUACAGUGUACUGCCCUGGUGGACAAUGUGCCUUUUGUGGUUUUUUUUUCUCAAUAAUUUAUUUAUACGUUUCCACAUGUAAUUUUACUUUAAAUUUUGCAUUUUUUCCUGGUUUUGUUCUUUGGUCAAUUUAA
Messenger RNA from Pelobates fuscus (common spadefoot toad), 1413 nucleotides. It is a transcript of the gene TSKU, whose product is annotated as tsukushi, small leucine rich proteoglycan. Gene Ontology annotation, molecular function: protein binding. NCBI's taxonomy places the organism in Eukaryota, Metazoa, Chordata, Amphibia, Anura, Pelobatidae. The record is from RefSeq and is a predicted model, not a curated record. The transcript has 2 exons. The coding region runs from base 223 to 1278 and encodes 351 amino acids.